GUAUCUUCCCCAGAGUAAAGAAGAUGCAGAAGACGUAUCAAAGUUUCUGCAAUUGAUCAAAUACGUAACUGGCUCUUAUGAUACUGCAGAAGGCUUUCAGGCAUUGGACAAGGCAAUAACUGAGCAGGAAAUAUCAAAGAACAUCAGAGAAGGACUAUCCAGAAGGCUCUUUUACCUUGCACUUCCCCCAUCAGUAUACCCACAAGUUGCUAUUAGUGCGUGGUACUUAUGCUUUGUGUUAUUAGGAGCUGAAAAAGAGGCUGAUCUCGGUGGAUGGACUCGAAUUGUUGUUGAGAAGCCCUUUGGCAAGGAUUUGGCUUCAGCUGAAGAACUGAGCUCCCAGAUAGGAGAAUUAUUUGAUGAACCGCAGAUAUAUCGUAUUGAUCAUUAUUUGGGAAAGGAGCUAGUGCAGAACCUGUUGGUACUUCGUUUUGCAAAUCGUCUCUUCUUGCCUCUCUGGAAUCGUGACAACAUUGAUAAUGUACAG
Messenger RNA from Olea europaea var. sylvestris, 487 nucleotides. RefSeq names its product glucose-6-phosphate 1-dehydrogenase, cytoplasmic isoform-like. The record is from RefSeq and is a predicted model, not a curated record. The annotation marks the transcript as partial. The transcript has 5 exons. Gene Ontology annotation, cellular component: cytosol. NCBI's taxonomy places the organism in Eukaryota, Viridiplantae, Streptophyta, Magnoliopsida, Lamiales, Oleaceae. Gene Ontology annotation, molecular function: glucose-6-phosphate dehydrogenase activity; NADP binding. Gene Ontology annotation, biological process: pentose-phosphate shunt, oxidative branch; glucose metabolic process.